Molecule: messenger RNA, 2010 nt
Organism: Danaus chrysippus (African queen)
Lineage: Eukaryota; Metazoa; Arthropoda; Insecta; Lepidoptera; Nymphalidae
Source: the annotation of a GenBank genome assembly
AUGUGCAUUAAGGCCCUAGCUGCAGUACCAAAAUACCCCAACAAGAUGGAAAAUGUAGAAAGUUUAAUUACAAUGAAAGGGCCUUGUGACCCUACAUAUGUUUGUGCCAGUUCUAAGUUAGAGGUAGUCUACUCAGAUGAAAUGGGUCGACAUGUAUGUGCAAAGGAAGAUAUAAAUGUUGGAGAAGUGUUAGUCAUUGAGGAUCCUUACUUCACAUUGCUAUUAAAGUCUCAGUACUUGUUAUGUUGCAGUUACUGUUUAUUGUCUAAUUUAAAUCUUUUGCCUUGCAAUAACUGUUGCUUUGCAAUGUACUGUAGUGAGGAAUGUAGAGUUAAAGCACUCAAAGAAUACCACUCAGUAGAAUGUGAUCUAAUGGCAACACUAUUUAAAAUGGAUUUUACUCAGCUAGAAUUAAGUGCACUCAGGACAGUUAUUAAAGCCCGUUAUGAUCACGCUGAUUGGAAGAGUUUGUUUGAAACAAUUAAAGAGGCUGAUGCUAAUAUGAACACAAAGUACCAGGGUCAAGUUAAGGUUGGGGAUAAAUGGUUAUAUGAUUCAAAAUACUACACAUCAAUACACACUCUGGCUACUAAUGUAGAAAAGCGGUCAAUUUCUGAUAUAUUUCAAAAGGCAGUUUCGGCUGCUGUGUUUUUGAGGUUUCUCAAAUUGAAUACAACUUUUCUCCAGAGUGACAACAUUGAAGAGCAGGAUAAAAUUUUUAAAUGUGUGGCGGGUUUGCUAUUGUUACACCUAAUGACAGUUCCAACAAACAUGCAUGGUAUAUCAACCAAUGUUAUGAAUGAAAAUGGCAUCCUUUUAAGUGAUAUUAGUGUAGCCAGUGGUGCAUAUGCAUUCUUGAGUUUAAUUAAUCAUUCAUGUGCUCCCAACGUUGUUAGAUUUAACAAAGAGGGUGAGGGUAUUAUGACCCUUUUUGCUUUGCGACCUAUCAAGAAGGGAAUGCAAAUAUUUGAUAAUUAUGGGUCACAUUAUGAUAUGGAAGAUUAUAAUAGUCGGCAAAGUUCUUUGAAGUUCCAAUAUAAAUUUACUUGUGUCUGUGAGGCAUGCGUCGACAAAUGGCCUAUGUAUGUGCAAUUGAAUAUGAUGUCAUCCAAGAACCUGCCAGUGAAAAUUUGCCAAAGGAAAAGAAAUGUUUUGAACAAGCAUGUGAUACGCCAAUUACAAAGCGGCGAUGUCGGCACUGCUCUGACGAUUUAUAAGGACCUAUGUAUUUUAUGCGAGCAAUUGGACAAAUAUGCACCGUGUGCUGAGCUCUGCGAAUGUCAAGAAGCAUUGAAACAGUGUUUUAUGAUCUUCGAAGGCUUCCGUACAUUUGGCAGCGAUGAUAUCAUUGAAUGGAAAGAAAUCACUUCGAAGACAUUCAAUGGCCGUCACGGAUGUACCAUUCUCCCUGGAAAUGAAAUAAAUCAGGCAGUCGAUGUGGAACUGUGUGCCGAGUGGGGAGUUUUGAGCACUUGUACUAAAGUACAGUUGUUGCCACCGAUACAAUUGUCGCAGACACAGAUAUCACUGCUCAAUCCCCCCUCUAUGUUUAUUAUUAAUGGACACCCAAACGCUCUGAAGGCGGUCAAAAUUACACCGUCGCCCGGUCUGAAAGUUGAAACUAAUUCCAAGGAAGGUCAGAUAAGUGUCACAGUUAAGUCAGAAACUACGACAUGCGGUGUUGGAUGGGUAAACGUUGUAUCGAAACUAACCUCUCAAGAAAUCAGGGUCGAGGUUGAAAGGGAAUGCGAAAUAGCUUGCGGGACGCUGCUGGGCGCUUUAUUUUCUAUAAUGAAACCUUAUCUAUCAACAUUAGUGACGGUUGCAUUUAUAGCCGGUGGAUAUAUUUAUGUACAAAGUCAUCAGCAGCAAAAAGGUCACAUACAGUUGCCGAACCGCAGCCACCGCUGCCAGAGCCUCGUACCGCGGAGUCCCUACGAAACCCUCACGCUGGUGACACGAGCAUGUUGCCAGAUCGCAUCCACUAGAAUACAUUCAAGACUUCUCUAG